This is a messenger RNA of Bursaphelenchus xylophilus (pine wood nematode), 1215 nucleotides long. The record is from the annotation of a GenBank genome assembly. Lineage: Eukaryota; Metazoa; Nematoda; Chromadorea; Rhabditida; Aphelenchoididae.
AUGCUAGUGGAAUCAGAUGUCCGGGAGCGGGCCUAUCGGUUCGUCGCGUAUUCCGCCGUCUCCCUAUCUCUUUGUGCCAUAGUCGCUGUGUUUAUUACCUUGCCCAUGGUGAACAAUUACAUUACCAGUGUGCACAAUCGAGUGUAUCAUGAGAUGGAGUUUUGUAAGGUGAGCUGAUUUGAUUUAGCCUUAGUUUUCGUUUGAUUAAAACUCUCAAUUUCUUGAAGAUAUCGGCGAAGGAAGUGAUGAUGGAGAUGAAUCAAUACAGAUCAGCCGUCCUGCCCAAGGAUGGGCCCUCUGCUUUGCCCUUCUUCCUUCAGAAUAAUCAGACGAGGACGAAAAGACAUGCCGCGCAAUGUGAAGGUGAAUUAAAUUUAUAAUCGGGAGUCUAGACUCGGAGAAUGUUUAAGAUUUUUUAAAACCGGCUGAUCCCGAUCCGAGAAUGUGAUCGUUUUUCUGACUGUAAUUUCCUGUCGAAUCCCGUUUUUAUAUCGAAAACAAAUCCCCGAUUACUCUGUUUUUCUUAUUUUACUUUCCUUCUCAGGCUGCUGUCUGCCCGGAUUACCGGGACCAUCAGGACCACCUGGCCGAAAUGGAAUCCCCGGCCGGCCUGGCGCUCCAGGAGCACCUGGAUUCCCCGGACGACCCCCAGCGUAAGUCAUCAAUUUUGUUUAAUGUAAACCCAAUUGAUCCUUGUAAUAUUUUCUUUAUCAUUGCAGUAUCUGCGAAGCCGUAACGGAGCCCCCAUGCACCCCAUGUCCACCAGGAGAAGCUGGUCUCCCUGGCCCAGCUGGAGAGCCGGGAAAUCCAGGCCCACCAGGCCAUCCAGGACGCGCUGGAAACGACGGACCCCCAGGCCCUCAAGGACCGCCCGGCCCCAAUGGAUCUCCCGGAGAGCCCGGAAGAGACGGACCUCGAGGCGAUCCAGGACGACCAGCCAUCUCCACACCCGCCCUGCCAGGAGACCCAGGAUCCUCCGGCGAUCAAGGACCCCCAGGACUGCCCGGAGAUGCGGGAGAACCGGGACGCCCUGGAUCGGAAGGACAGCCUGGCCCACCUGGACCCCCAGGACCGUCCGGAAAUCCUGGAGCCCCAGGCAAAUCUGGAGAACCUGGCCAACAAGGACAUCCAGGCCCUCAAGGAGAACGGGGAAUCUGUCCCAAAUACUGUGCUCUGGAUGGAGGUAUCUUCUUCGAGGAUGGCACUCGACGAUAA